Zootoca vivipara (common lizard) is the source of this 11561-nucleotide messenger RNA. RefSeq names its product ST3 beta-galactoside alpha-2,3-sialyltransferase 4 (gene ST3GAL4). Lineage: Eukaryota; Metazoa; Chordata; Lepidosauria; Squamata; Lacertidae. The record is from RefSeq and is a predicted model, not a curated record. Gene Ontology annotation, biological process: glycolipid biosynthetic process. Gene Ontology annotation, molecular function: beta-galactoside (CMP) alpha-2,3-sialyltransferase activity; beta-D-galactosyl-(1->3)-N-acetyl-beta-D-galactosaminide alpha-2,3- sialyltransferase activity.
UUCCCGACGUGCCAGCUGACCCAGUCUCCCCGCUCCUCUGUGCGCAAGCGUGGCGAGGCAGGGGCGGACCAUCUUCGCCCCAUCUCCACGCUCCUCUGGCUCGCUCGCACUCUCCUUCCUUCCUCGUCUCCCAUCGGCGAACUUUAAGACAGUGUGGCACAAUUGGGCAAGCCUCCCCUUCUCCUUUCGUGGCGAGCGGCCGUUGCCUUUCCAGCAGCCAUCUCUGGCGGAGGGGAGAGCGAGAGCCAGCGACCCUCUCUGCCGAGGGAGCUCUGCUGCAGCUGCUUCCCCCCCUCCCCGCCACCACCACCUUAAUCAUCCUCAGUACCACCACUAUAUGACUCCUGCCUCCCCCCCCCCAGAGUUGCCUCCUGUGCACCAGCCCAGUUCGGAUUAUAAACUAACCAAACCCAACACCUUUCCUUGUCUCCGGAGGCGCCGGUGAAUUUCUCGGCAAACCCAGCGGAUGGGGGGUCGCUCCUGACACCCAGAUGGCUGGCUGAUGCUGGGCCUCAAAGGCUUGGUGUGGCUGUGGCCUUUCAGAUAUUUUCCAGGAAGGGAGGUGCAUAUUUCAAGAGGUCUUGAACUUCUGGGAAAUGAGCCUGGAGGAAAGGGGAAGGGCCUGACGUCCGCUACCCCUGCUGUAAAGCAUUUCCUGAGGGAUACGGCAAAACUGAUGGGGAACCUGAGGCACAGAGAGUCUAAUAAUCUUGCCCAAAGUUUCCCACUAGCCCAGCUGGAAGGAGAAAUCAGGAGUCCUGAAGCUGCUCGAUACCACUGCAUUGCAUAGUGUGCAAGGAGGGACAAAAAAAUGGGAUUGUAGAUUCCCAGCCCAUGGAGGUGAUGCUGUCUUGGUUUGGGAAGGAGAGGACUGUAAGUAAGUAAAGUUUUAAAGUUGCAUUAUAUGGUAGCUCGGUGGUGAUUAGGAAGCAUGGAGACGUGUGAAAUGGACAGCAGUGUAUUUUUCUCUCCCAAUUUCAUUUCUCUCUACGAUGGGCCUGUGGUGUGCUUUGGAAGCAGAUCACAACUCACCUCUGUGUCAUAUAUUUCUCUGUACUGAGGCGAUAACCAAGUGUCUCUCCAUCGCAAAUAUAGCCAGGUUUCUUAAAGCCAGUUGGGACCCUGUUUGGAAUUAACAUGCACUAGGUGGGAACCGCAAGAAAAGUGUCCUAUGUUUAUAGGACAUGACUCCCCACCCCCUAAAUAAUUUUGGGAACUGUAGUUUGUUAAGGGUGCUGGGAUUUGUAACUCUGUAAGUGGUAAACAACAGUUCCCAGGAUUCCUUGGGGGAAGCAAUGUGUUUCAAGCGUGCGCUAGCUGUAUGGUGCAUAUACAGCGCCAGUUCAGGAUCCCAUUCAACUCCAUUCUAAUCCCCUCCCCAACAGCCAGCCCUCAUGGGGUUGUUUUUCCCCCCCUUAAGAGUCCCCCCUCCUGCAAAGCCUUGGGGUUUUCACCAAGAGUGCUCACACCUUCCACUUGGUUGGUAGGUGGUGCUGUUUUCACUGCCUACAUAGGCUGCCUACAUAGAGGCUUCACAUACUGUGGCAAAUAUUAGUGGGGAUCGAAGUGGAGGCUGCAAGCCAAUCCCAACAUGGGGAUGGGGAUUCCCUCUGCCCACUCUUGGAAGCUGCUAUUUGCCAAAAUUAAAGGAGAACCCAGGAGAUCAAAUCUCAUAUCUCAGCUGUCUUAUAUAGUUUAUCCCCGGGCCUACUGUGCCCAUUUUACAGAUUGAGGGAUUGAGGCUGGAAGAGGAAAGAGCAGCUUGCUUACGGCUACAUAGUGAGUUCAUAGCCAAAGUGAUUUCUAAACCAGGAACUUCCUAACAGCUUGGUCUCUUCUCUUCUCUAUUGUACAAGUUGUUGUCUUUUUAAAAUAAAGGUAAAGGUAAGGGGACCCCUGACAGUUAAGUCCAGUUGCAGACGACUCUGGGGUUGUGGCACUCAUCUCGCUUUACCGGCCAAGGGAGCUAUUCAGGUAUCUUCACAUCCCUAAGUUUAGCAUUAAUGUCAUUGGAUUUUAAAAACAGAUUAAACUGCAUUUUAGAGUACUUUUAAAAAUAUAUGUCUGAUACUCCUGUUAAAGAUUAGAUAGGUACCAUCUCAGUUGUUUUUUGAGCACCUAAUGAAGACCUUCCUCUUUCAGCAAGCAUUUUAAAGUAGAGAUCAUUCCUGUCUGUAUUGGCAUUGCUUUAAAAUGUUUUGACCUGUGUGUUUGCCACCCUGGGCUCAUUUGGGAGGAAGGGUGGGGUAUAAAUAAAUAAAGUAUUAUUAGCAUGUGUUGCAAGAAAAAAAUGUUUGUGGAAUGUCCUGGGUUUAAAUGUAAGAAUAUUAGAACUUUAUUCACAACUUUCACUUGCAAACAAAGGUUUUGUGCUUAGAAAUAGGUAGCCUUGAAGCUCUGACCUAUUGAUGCAGAUGUACGGUAGCCAUGGUCAUGAAGCUGGAAGCUUGUUGCAGACUCAGGCAACUAUGGUUAGGAAAUAGGGAGCUUGCUGCUGGAGUUAGUAUUUAUGGUGAUACUGCACUAUCUACACCAAUAUUUAGGAUUGUUGACUUUUAAACCAGUGCUUGAAACCAGAGUUCAAAGCUGCUGGAUUGCACUAACCAUGGCUAGUGCCCAUUCAGGUAAUGUUGCACCAUAAUUAACACUAACUUGAGAAGGGAAGGUGGAAUUAGCACAGGUAAGAAAAUGGAGAUCUGUGUAAGUCUGGUUUACACUCCCAAUCUCCUAACUCUGUUUGGGAGAUUAUCAGUGUUUACAUCUGUACUAGGGUUGUAUUUGCAAUCCAAUAACAAGAGCUUCCAACAUGUAAUUGUUAUCACUUCAGAGCUUUUACCACAGAACUAGCUGGCCCUGCCACGCGUUGCUGUGGCUAAUCCCUGUGACUGCCACCACCCUGUGUCGAUCCAUGACGUAUCCCGCCCCCUCCUCCCCCACCCCCGCCUCAUCCCUGUGACUGGCCCCACCGUGUCCUGACCUAUCCCGUCCCCUCCUCCCCCAACCUCCACCUAGGCGACUCAGUCUCCAUUUGGCCUAGUCUGUAAAGGCUUCGGCCUGGUAUGUAAACGGCAGCUGAGGUACUGUUGAGAGGGAAGGUUCUAUAGGUGUAGUACCAGUGUAGCUGCUGCUAGAGGGAACUGGUUUGCAACCUGGUUCUUUUCCCAGCAUGCACUUUUGGCUGAGUUGUGUGUUCUGGAACAGGGGUUUCGGGGGGGGGGGGUCUUACGUGGCCCAGGUGUGACAUUUGUAUUUGCAAACUUUCUAAGAUCCUUCGGACAUUCGCAUGGGACGUUGUGUCUGAAUUUGAAUGCAAUCGGUUUCAGAAAAAAGUGGAGACACACCCACAUGCCCUUUUUACGUGUGUGUGUGUAUAUAUAUAUAUAUAUAUAAGAAUUCCUAGGAAGUGUGUCGUAGCGACGUAGAUCCUUGAAACAGCCACCUAUUCAGUGUUGACUUGGUGUAUGAUACCUUUUGGUUUCUUUAUUGCAUAGUAAUGGGUACAUGUUGCUGUUGGAACGAUGACCCUUAUUACCGAUCACUUAAUGAUUAUUUUGUUACCACUUAACACCUGUUAGCUAACAUGUUGGUAAAAAGUAAGCAUUCUUUUAUUCCUUCAUUUGGUGCACGUUUAUGGAUGCAUUGAAAACAUGUUAGUUAUUACUAUUUUACCCCCCUGUGACCCAUUUUUCUUGUCAUGCUGGGUUAUUUAUGUGUGUACAAUUUUGUAACAAGAAAAUAAAAAACUAACAUUUUUUAAUGUUAGUCAUGUUAUGAGUCUUGAACUAGGUGCUGCUGCUUAUCCCAAGUAUUUUAAGAUGCAAUCCAAGAAUAGGCAUACAGUGGUACCUCGGUUUAUGAACACAAUUGGUUCUGGAAGUCUGUUCAAAAACUGAAGCGUUCAUAAACUGAAGCGAACUUUCCCAUUGAAAGUAAUGAAAAGUGGGUUAAUCCGUUCCAGACGGUCCGUGGAGUAACCGUUCAUAAACUGAAGUGAACUUUUCCAUUGAAAGUAAUGGAAAGUGGAUUAAUCCGUUCCAGACGGGAUCGUGAAGUACUUAAACUGAAGCGUUCAUAAACUGAAACAUGGGUGUAAUUGGUUCCGGAAGUCUGUUCAUAAACUGAAGCGUUCAUAAACUGAAGCGAACUUUCCCAUUAAAAGUAAUGGAAAGUGAAUUAAUCCGUUCCAGAUGGGUCCGCGGCAUUCAUAAACCGAAAAUUCAUAAACCGAGGUGUUCAUAAACUGAGGUUCCACUGUAUUUAAUUUUCCUUCUGCCAUAUAAGUGGCACCGAUGUAGCUCUUGUUUCCUCCCUGUCCUCUCCUAGUGAAAUAAAAAAAUUCCUUCAGUAGCACCUUAAAGACCAACUAAGUUUUUAUUUUGGUAUGAGCUUUCGUGUGCAUGCACACUUCAUCAGAUACAGAUCAGAUCAGAUACAGAUCAGAUGUGUAUCUGAUGAAGUGUGCAUGCACAUUAAAGCUCAUACCAAAAUAAAAACUUAGUUGGUCUUUAAGGUGCUACUGAAAGAAUUUUUUUAUUUUGUUUCAACUCAGACCAACACGGCUACCUACCUGUAACUAGAACUCUCCUAGUGAGUCUUUGAUGGCUCUGUGUGAAACAUCUGAGCAAAAGUGCAGCUGCAUAAUCUUUGCUGAAGAACUCAUAUGUUGCAUGAGACACCAGAGGGCACCAGAAGAGGGAGGGAAGCAAACCAUUGGUGUCGUAGGGCAUUAUUAGUUGUUGCAUUAGCACCUAAACUUACAUAUAUUGCAUAGUUUUAAAUACUUUUUUUAUGCUGACAGCCCUGUGCAGCUUUUUUUAUGCUGCUUUUAUUGUGUUCUUAUAUUUCUGUACUCCACCCUGAUAUGAGAGGGAAGUAUUUACAAGCUUUUAUAUCACUGCUAGAUCAGAUAUUCUGCGUAUAUUCAAGCUAAGCUAUUUGCAUAUGAGAACAUGCUCUUUUCUCGAGGGCGUUAGAGCCAGAGGACAUAGGUACAAGUGUCGCUGUCGAAUGCCAGAAGGUUCAAGUGCAUGUUAAAAAAAGAGAGGCAGCUGUCAGCAAGAUAAGUUCUCAAAGCAGAAGCUGGCUUCACCAUAUGAAAAGGUGUUUACAGUGUGAAUCAGAAGAAUGGCUUUGCCUUGGCUCUUGAGGAGAUUUAAUUGUUCUGCAUGUGUGCACCUUUCUUGGUAAUUUGGCGGCAGAGCUUUUCUUGCUUCACAUGCUCUGUAAUGUUACCCUGCUUGAAAUUCCACCCAUGAAAGUAGACACAGCUGUCAUCAAAAGCCAUUAACAGGUAUGUGCACACCCAUUUUUAAUACAUUGGACACAGGAUAGGCAGUAAAGAGUCUGUCAGGUUAAAUAACGCUUCUUGAGAGUGAAUAGCAAAGGUUCAUACAUGUGAUAAGGAAACCCACCCACCCCCGCAGUCUCUAUGGGCAUCUUUUGUCUUGUUGGUUGAUGUGGCUUUUCAUUUCCCCUUCUAUGCUACCUCCAGGCAAGUGGCACAAGUACCAAAUAAAGAUUAAAUUAAUUUCAGGAGGGCAAUGGGACUCUAGAAUUCUCUUCCUAACUCAAGCUUGCUUGCAAAUCCAUGAAAAUAUCUUCUAAUUUCAGUGCUUUUUGUUAAAGUUCUUAGAUAGCAGAUUUUGUUUACCUGAAGGUGCUGAAGACAAAGAUAUUGCUUUGGGUUGUUUUUUUUAAAGAAGCUAUUAUUACAAUUUGUAAGUGUCUCAAAAACUCAGUGAAUUUACAAUUCAAAAAACAAAAAGAGCUGUUGCAAUUGAUUGAAAAAGCUGCACCUGUAGAAUUUCUGCCUAGAUGUCCCCCCUCCCCACUGAACAACCAAGAUGUGAGGGUGCAUGGAAUCUAAUAUGUAAGCGAGCGUAACAUAUAAGACUAUACUAAAGUCUUGGCUGCUUAUGUGGCAUGGGAGUUCUUUACCAUUUCCAUAUUUACUGAAGCUCGGCUGGACGGCUGGAAAUUAUAGGCCUUAACCUUCAUCUUGAACCAAAGCUGCUGUUGUUUUUUUAAAACACAUAUUUAAAAUGAGACAAAUCCUUAAAUGCCAACACUGCUAAUGCAUUAGCUUUAACAGGGGUUGGGCACCUCAAUCCAGGAGCCAACAGUGUCAUUCCAAACCCUAUGUCUUGUCCUUGGGACUCUUUCCCAGGCUCCAGCUCUGACUGGCCCUGUUUUGCAUUCUCCAUAAGUGGGUUUCUGUUUCUGUUUUUGCCUGGCUGAAAUGUGUCAUUCCAGUCUGAUAAUGUCCCUUGCUUGCCUGGAUGAAAGAAAGGCAGAGAGCACUGUGCAAGUGUAAGCAGAAACUACCCUGCUGUACAAAGAUAGUAUUUCAAUUCGUUGCUCCACUCAUUUUUGCCUCUGCGCCACCAGCCAAGGGGACCUGACACUCUGAUGACAAAAGGUUCCUCACCCUUGAGUUAGAAGGAGAAACCAUUUUAAAGGCCAUCCAGUUUGGUGUACAGGGGUGAGAGCCCACGGGUUCCUGUGGCUUGCGGGGAAGGCAGCCUUUCAAUGUCAUGAAUUUUUCCUUAAACCUUUGUGGCUUUUUGCUUAUGGCAACCCCUGCUGCUGACCAAUCACAAGGGACAGGUUUCAGAGCUCCUUUUAUUUAACCACACCAGUUAAUCAGUUAAAGUUUUCAGCCGUUGGCUUACCACACCCCCAGAUCCCUGGUCAGAUAACUGCCUGUAUUAGCAUAUAUUUGUAGCCAUUGGAAACUUGGUAUCCAGAAGCAGCCUUUACAGUGCUGCUAUGAGUGUGUUGUGUGUGCGCGCACGUGUGUGCGUCCCUCGGCUGUGAAAUUUUCCCCAGUUGCUGACUCCCUCUGGAAAGGCUGCAGCUGUAAACAAGGUAACGAUGAUAAACACAAGAGGGGGUAUCCAGCAAGCAGUCAGGCUGCAGGUGUAGCUGGACCGCUGAAAAGAUCGCCUGCAUGCAGAUUAGCACAGAUAAGACACCUCAGGAGCUGCCACCUUGACAUUCCGCUGUUAUAAUUUAGAAUCCGAGGGAUAACAUUUGAAAGAAUGGAAGAGACAGAAGAAAAUCACAGUGCUCUUGAGGUGGCUGAUAGCAGUUGCAAUGAGAGCAAAAGCCACAAGACGAUUCUUCAUCUGCUUAUAAAAAUGAUCAACAAGUCUCGAUGGAAGAUACUUGGAGUAUUGGCUAUAUUUUUGGUGAUGGUGUGGUAUACAAAAUCCCGGGAAGAGAGUUUUGAUUUCCCAGUGCCAAAGAUGAUUUGUCCUCUGGGAGAGGUGGAGAAGAAAGCUGCACAGCUCAUCACAAAUUACACACGGAAACAUCCACUAUUUUUACAGCUAAAGGAUUACUUCUGGGUAAGGACCCCCUCACCCUACGAGCUGCCAUAUGGUACUAAAGGAAGCGAGGAAAAUCUCUUGCGAGUUCUGGCGAUCACAAGUUAUGCUCUGCCUGAAAGUUUACAAAGUUUGAAGUGCCGGAGAUGUGCAGUAGUAGGAAAUGGACACCGGCUCAGAAACAGCUCUAUGGGAGAAGCUAUUAACAAAUACGAUGUUGUGAUCAGAUUGAACAAUGCACCAGUUUAUGGUUAUGAGAGCGACGUGGGCUCCAAGACCACUAUGCGGCUCUUCUACCCGGAGUCAGCACAUUUCAACCCCCAAAGAGAAAACAAUCCAGACACAUUGCUGGUGCUGGUGCCAUUCAAACCCAUGGAUUUCCAGUGGAUGGAAACAAUAUUGCACGACAAGAAAAGGGUUCGGAAGGGCUUUUGGAAACAGCCUCCCUUAAUUUGGAAUGCGAAUCCUGAGCAAGUGCGAAUCCUGAACCCGUAUUUUAUGGAAAUAACCGCUGCCAAAUUGCUUAAGCUUCCAAUGAAGCAGCUGAAGAAGUUAAAACAGAGACCAACCACAGGAUUAGUGGCUAUCACCGUAGCAUUGCACUUCUGUGACAUAGUUCAUAUCGCGGGCUUUGGAUACCCUGACUCCAAGAAGCAGGCCAUUCACUACUACGAGCAAGUCACAUUGAAGUCGAUGACUGGUUCAGAACACAAUAUCUCACAUGAAGCAUUAGCAAUAAAAAAGAUGCUUGAACUGGGUGUCAUCAAGAACCUCACCUACUUCUGAUGGAAAAUGGACUGUCGUUUUGAGGUUUUUUUUCUGAGCCAGCUGCUGGUCCAGCACAGCUGCCCAUGGCUAGCUGUCCCUUGCCCCCCCCCCACAUUGACUGGUGUGGAGACCCUGCAGCUUCACUCGAAACACUGGGGUGGAAGUGUGUGACCCUUAGAUGUAUUGGCAGCUAAGGAUGGAGAUGGUCUGGGAAGUGGUUGGUUGAUGGCAGCAGCUGGAAGCAGGGUGGAUGCUGCCUUCUACAGAGUCCUCUUUGCACGGACUGUUACAGGAUUUUCUCUGCAUAAAGUUGAGACUUUUAGAAACAGAAGUUCCCGAAAUCUUCACUCAGGGCAGAGAAGAGCCUUUGGGAGGCAAAUGACUGAGCUGCCUGUGGGCCUCAAGGGUGGCACAAGUGACAUUCCCGUGGGGGGUCAAAUUAUCACCCCUGUGGCAUCUCGAGAUCUUAAUCACUUUUGCCUUCUGACUCCGGGAAGUGCAGUGGUAGCUGCUGUUUCUGUUGAAACUAUGUUAGGUGUCACCAGACGGAGGGGGGGGCAAUUAAAUGAAGGAUUAUUAGCUGCCUGCCAUAUUUAAUGUUUCUGUUUGAAUGAGACAAAAGUGUACUGGUUCAAGUCCUCCGUGCAGUGAAGGAGUUUGGAAUUCCCAGGAGAAAGCUGUUAGGGAUGGUGGGAGUUGUGAUGUUGAUUUCUCUCAUUCGGUUCUUAUUUUUUGGAGUCUGUGACAUAAGAGGAGGGUACCCUACAGUAUUUGAUAAGUGGUUUUUUUUUUUACUUAAAAAAAGGUGCCGAGCUGAACAUGGGUGUUUCUGGGCACUUCGUUGGAAGUAAAUCCUCCUUCUGUGAAGGAUAUGUGUGUGUGUGUGUGAGAGAGAGAGAGAGAGUGUGUGUGUGUGUGUGUGUGUGUGAGAGAGAGAGAGAGAGAGAGAGAGAGAGAGAGAGAGAGAGAGAGAGAGAAUGAGAGUAUGCCCGUCCAGUAUACGAAGUCUGUUCUUAAAUAUAAGCUGUAGGCUUUCCCCCCCCUCUAGCAUUUUUGGGAGUUACUUCCCAUCAGACAUAAGACUCCAGUACAAAGGAAAUGGCAUAACCAAAGCUGAAUGUUGAAGGAAAGGGGGCGGGGAGAGAUAGUUGGGAAUUGUGUCUGUUUUGUAGGGGGGGGGGAUGUUUUAUUAUUCCUCGCUCACAAAACCUAAAUUCUGCACUGCGCCAUUGUCUUUUCUAGUAGCAGGAUGAGUGUUCUGGUCAUUUAGGAUGAAGGCUCUUCUCAUGCACCUAAAAAGGGGGCAGAUUUUGAAGUAAGCUGCCAGUUUAAGUGGGCAGAGAAUUAGGUGGAGGCGGGAGUGGUCCAGACAUUUCAGAAAUGGGCCUCAGGUCAGAUGUUCUAGUCUUGCCUGAGGCACAGACAAGUGCUUGGAAGAGGCUCUCCUCCAAAUAUUGUUUUGGGCUAGUUGUACAAGAAUCAAUACUUUAACACCCCCCCUUCUUUUAAUUCCAGCUUUGAGAUCAAAGUAUAUCUCUUAAAUUUGCUUAUUGUUGGUUAAAGGGUCUGAAUUGACUGCUGCACACUUUGGAACCUUGUAUUUCAUCCACGAGGGGAAGAAGACAAAGGGGAGGAAGGUGACGAUAUAAUUUCCCUGUCUACCACCCGCCACACCUUGUGUGCACAACCACCGUGCCUUAGCUGUGAUUGCAAGUGCCCAACUUUGAAGGGCCUGCUGGGAAUGUAACUUCCUUAUGGCUUAGGCCAUCACACCUAUUGCCAAGAAGGCAACUGACUGAAUUGAGUUGCUCAUGUUAUGUCCCUUUGAGAAUGCACAGCGAGCUUCAACUUGGGAACUGGUUUGUUGCAGAAAUCCAGAUGGAUCCCCGGAAGAAAAAAAGUUCUUAAAUGUUGUUAUUUCAAAGGAGUUUGAAUCCUACAGAGAAUGUUGGAAGUAUCUUUCCUGGUUAAGCAAUUACUGCAGUUCAGUGUUAAGUAAUUUAAUAAAUUAAAUUUAAAAAAUACCCUUUGCAAAUCAUGCAUCUUUUGUAGAAUAAGCUUGAUAUUUAUUACCAAUGAAGUUUUCCUUGCGGUUUAGGGUGAUCAAGAACAAUUUCAUGCAGUGUGGUGAUGAUUUGGGACCAUCUCUUAGAGGUGGCAAAGGAUUUUUCACCUGCAGCUGGUUUCUAGCCCCAUAAAGGGUGACAACAAUGAUGGAUUGUUCCAUAUCAUAUCCAUACAAAGCAGGAAUGAAAUUAUGGAACAAAGCACAAGUCAUUGCAUUGUUGGAACUAUCAAUACAGUUGUACCUCGGAAGUCAAACAAAAUCCAUUUCGGAAGUCUGUCCAACUUCCAAAACGCUCAGAAACCAAAGCGUGGCUUCUGAUUGGCUGCAGGAAGCUCUUGUCAAGCUCUUAAAAUACAGGGCUUUUGUUUUUUAUGUUGUUCACCAACCUUAGAGUGCUAUAUUGGAAAUUCAGAUUUUCAUAUAUCCUCCAUGUAUGAAGACAGUGUCUUCAAACAGCAGAUGUGCUGCAAAUUUUUGAUAAUUUGGGUGAAUUUUCACUACUUUUGACUAAUUGAAACAACAUCGCCUGUCCUAGGUAAGUAUAUUAUUUAUUUCUUUAGCGCAAUUUUAACUCACUGUUUAGCCUAAACGCCACUCAGAACAGCUUACAGGCAAUCAAUUAAAACAAGACAGGUUGCGCCCAUAGGGUUACACUGUAAAAUACACAACACCCAAGGAGAAAGGGAUAUGGAAGAAAGGGAGGGUAAAAGAAUUCAAGCACCAAUCAUUAAAAGUUAAACAUUCUUAUAAUGAUCAACUGCUAGGGAAAGAACAAUGGAGCUGUUUUUCCAGCAGAGCGGGUUGAAUGGGCUCUGUUCACCAUCUCUCCCACAGAGACAGCCUGCUAUAAUGGCUGCUACCAGGUGAUAGUUGAAGAAGAGAAGGCCCAGGGAUGCUACUUGUCUCACAUGUAUCAUUCCACCCCAUUUAGUCCUGUCACUGUAAUGGACUUCUGUAGGAAAGUAAAUAUUGAUGGCCAUUUCCACUUGGAUGGCAUAGAAGGCAUAGGGUGGAACUAAAAGAAGGGUAGACUUCACAUGCAGGUUGACUCGUCUGCAGUUUCCAAAAUCCUGCAUGUGCAAUGGGCCAAAUCUGCUUAUGGGGUGUGCCCCCGUUACUCCUUAUUCUCAUUUUGGACUCACAUUCUUGGUAGUAUCCUGUGUUCAAACAAAACAUUGGGUUUGCUAGGAGUGUUGAAUCUGUGCUGGUCAUUGGGUCCCAGCUUGUUCCAAGGCUCUGGGUUGCUGUUUUUGUCUCAGCCAGGCAGAGAAACAGAGGAUGCUCUCCUACAAGUGAGGAUAUUCAAUCUUUGGUGGUGCACCCAUUUCCUUACCCAUUUCCUUGUAUAUAUUUUGGGUAUUAUUGGCGCACACACCUUUAAAAGUGUCUUGAACCAA